GUUUCAUUGGACGUUGAAAAUCUUUAAAUAUAUCACCUUGUGAUGAAACAUCUACAACUUUGUGUUGACUUUCAUUUUAUGCGAAAAGGAUCGAUUUCUCCAGAUCGUUUUGAGUAACAUCAUGAGUGGAUGUCCGUUUUUGGGAAGGAAGCAUCAAUUGUUUAGCAGUAACUUCACUCAAGCAGAGGAAGAAGAUGAUUCUCAAAAAGGCUUUAACAAAGCCAGUAAAGGUGGGAUUGUUUAUGGAGAAUAUUUACAGCUUGAUAAAGUGCUGAAUGCCCAAGUCUUACAGAGUCAACAGAAAGGUAACAAAAUCCAUGAUGAGCAUCUCUUCAUCGUCACCCACCAGGCUUACGAGCUGUGGUUUAAGCAGAUAUUAUGGGAACUUGAUUCUGUUCGGGAGCUUUUCAUUAAAAAUCAUGUUCGAGAUGAGAGGAACAUGCUGAAGGUGGUGAGCAGGAUCCACAGGAUCACCAUGAUCUUCAAACUACUGGUGGAUCAGUUUUCUGUGCUGGAGACCAUGACUGCCCUGGACUUCUUUGAUUUCAGGGAAUAUCUGUCUGUAGCAUCAGGGUUUCAGAGUCUUCAGUUUCGCCUUCUAGAGAGUAAGAUUGGUGUGGCGGAUCAUUUGAGAGUCCCUUACAACAAACAGCACUACAGAGAUAACUUUCAUGGAGAAGAAAGUGAGAGUCUGCUAAGAUCACAAGAGGAACCCAGUCUACUGCGACUGGUUGAGAAAUGGCUGGAACGAACUCCCGGACUCGAAGGAGAUGGAUUUAACUUUUGGGGUAAACUGCAUGCCAACAUUGAAGAGGGUUUUAAGCUGGAGAAGCAAAAGCUGGAAAAAAUAUCAGAUGACGAGGAGAAACGGGACAUGCUGGAGGACUUAAACAAGCAGACUGAGGUCUUUACUUCCCUGUUUGAUCCCUCACGACACGAGCAUCUUUUAAACAAAGGCGAGCGACGAAUUUCUUACAAAGCCCUUCAAGGAGCUCUAAUGAUCAGUUUCUACAGAGAAGAGCCUCGUUUCCAGGUGCCGUUUCAGCUCCUCAAUGCUUUGAUGGAUAUCGACACACUUAUGACCAAGUGGAGAUAUAACCACGUGUGCAUGGUGCACAGAAUGAUCGGCAGCAAAGCUGGGACAGGUGGAUCUUCAGGGUACUAUUACUUGCGCUCCACUGUCAGUGACCGUUACAAAGUGUUUGUGGAUUUGUUCAACCUCGCGACGUUCUUGGUUCCCCGAGCGUGGAUUCCCAAACUGAACCCCCAAAUCCAUACGUUUCCCUACAUGGCCGAGUGUUACGACAGCUCGUACAAUUCAGACAGCAGUCAGGAUUCAGAUUAGAUCGAUCAGAUGCCCUACAGAGAUUAUCAAAGGUUAUGAUUUUCUGACUUGUUUGUUUUUGAUGGCAUAAUAUAAUGAUCAGGAGAACAGGACAUCGGGAAUAAUGCCAAGUGCUCUUUAUAGAUAAAGGUUUAUUCCACAGUUUAUCGAUUCAUGAUGUCAAAUAAGUAUUGCAGGACGAUCUAGUAAAGAAAGCCAAGUGAUUUUUUUAUUGUUUUAAUUUAAUUUUGAUACCUAGAAAAAUCAAGAAUUUGGGUACAUACACUGUAAAAAGUAAAAGUUGGAUCAACUUAAAAAAUUACUUUAAUUGGUAACCACUAAAUCAAGUAUUUUCAACUUAUAUUUUUAUGUGAAAAACACAAAAAAUUAUUUACUUUUUUUAGGUGUUACCAAUUUUUCACUUUUUACAAUGUACCAAUUAUUUAUAUUUUUAACAGUGAAAAUAUAAGAAAAACAUUUGUGCAACAAAACAACAAAAACAUUUUUUUUGUAAAUAUAUAUAUAUAUAUAUAUAUAUAUAUACUGUAUUUUAAAUAUUUUAAAGGUGUAUGCUCUCAAAUAUAUUAAUAAGUCUAAAUGUUAAUUUAUAUACAUGCCUAUGUAUGUUUUACAUGCAGUUAUUGUGCAACAGGUUUAAUAAAUGAUGUUUAAUAAAAAACAUGAAAUUGAUUUACAAAUAAUCAUGGUAGUUUUUUUGCGUAUGCAUCUUGUAAAAACCAAGUACUGUCCUAGAAUUUUCUAGAAUCUCAGGUGACUGAAUGUUGGUAAAUAUUUGUAUGACCUCGAGUUCAAUCACUCUGAUCUGAUGCCAGUGUUUUUGUUUUGAUUUCAGUGACCAUGCCAUAUUUUUUGAAAGGUCAAUAAAAAAAGACUUUUACAUA
This is a messenger RNA of Misgurnus anguillicaudatus (oriental weatherfish), 2226 nucleotides long. RefSeq names its product tryptophan 2,3-dioxygenase b (gene tdo2b). The record is from RefSeq and is a predicted model, not a curated record. Gene Ontology annotation, molecular function: L-tryptophan 2,3-dioxygenase activity; heme binding; metal ion binding. NCBI's taxonomy places the organism in Eukaryota, Metazoa, Chordata, Actinopteri, Cypriniformes, Cobitidae.